GACACAUUUCCCUUCGAUUCGACGAACGCCGCGACGACGAACAGAAACGAGGCUACGGCUCCCUCACGUAGUUAUGUAGAUAGAAUCGCUGCAGUUUCUGCCUUAUUUAAAAAAAAAAAACUGUAAAACAAAAAAUCAUGUAAAUAACAAUGUAGCACCCUAAAAAUUUGUGAUAAGUUCGACGAUUGCAAAAUGUUCGAUUAGAGAGACACGUCCAUUCAGGAACGGAGCCGAAACAGUACACGUAACACCCAGUAGAUUUUACGAAAAAAUGUCGACGUCAGCACCUGGGACGUCGUCGUCGCGACAACAGAAGCGCAUGGGCCCCGCUCCUUUCGCCUCCUUCGAGGAUCUCUCAGACGAGGUGAGAUCUCGUCUCGAGAGCCCCGAGGACAAGAGCGUGGCGGGGUCCGUGGUGCGUUUGCCCGGCAUCAGGGAAGACCUGACACCCACCACGCCGGUGAUGACCGACAGAUCGCCGUCGCCGGCGCAUCCUUGCAAAGGCAUCAGCCUCAUCGGCACGACGGCGGCGGCGCGCUCGCCCAACCCGCCCAAGAAGAACAACAUCAAGCCGCCGGCGACGCCCAGAAUAGACAUCUCGAGGGCCAGCAGCUCCUCGCACCACGACAGCAAAGACAGCAGCCCGGAGAGGGAAAUCUACGACGCGCACGAUCCCAACACCGCCAAGCUGGGGCUAGGUUUCAAGGAAGACGGCGCGUUGGACCUGCGGUCUUCCACCGAAGAGCUGGAUUUCCAGGACAUGUCGUCGAUGGAGAGGCGGCGCAGCAGCAAGGCCAGGCCGGCGUCGCCGUCCGUGCUGGAGGAGCCGCAGGCGACGCGCAAGGACUCGCAGUGCUCGGACAUAGUCCUGCUGUCGAUAUCGGGGCGCACGUCGCGGCUGUCGAGCAUCGGCAGCCAGGGCUCGAAUCAGAGCCGCCUGUCCAACGCCAGCCACAUGUCGAUCCUCUCCGGCCAGUCGGGCAUAUCCAGGUGCUCGUCGCCGCACAAGAUGCUGCUGGAGACGUCGUUCUGCGGCUACAAGGCCGGCGAAGCGGCCGAGAAGGCCGAGGAAAGUUACACAGGGACCAAAGUCGAGAGCGAGGUGUUGGAGAAAGUUCUGCUCUCCAGAAAGCACGAUCCAACUGAAGCAAUAUUAGCAGAAGGAAUUUUAGUGGAGAAGGCGCAACCUUUAACAGCGAAAACCCGAGCGGAGAAACCUCCGAGAAAGCAAGACUCCAAGGAGAUUAUAACCAGUGAUAUUAUCAUUACAGUGGACAAAUCGGGAAACGAAAGCAAUAAUACUACUAAGGUAAAAAGCCGGUUCGUGGCCGAAAGCGGCGUCGAAUACUACUACAUACCGUUGAAAGGCCCUCUACCACCGGACCUACCCAAACCGGCGACGGGCCCGCAACUCUCUAAAACCAAACUCCGCGAAGUGAAAUCCGCCAAUUUCCAAUCCAAAUCGACGCAUAGUGGCAAAUCCAAAGUACCUGAAUCGAAACCUAGAUGUAAAUCCGCCACUCCGACUCCAUCGCCUUCCAUCAGCAAAAAAGAGGAGCCCACCAGGAGCAGAACCCAAGAGCCGAAAUACAUCAGAAUCAAGCUGAAGCCGGACAGAUGCUACCCGAACGAGCCGGAGAUCCACAAACCGGACACCCUGCAACUCGACUCCGUCGAACCGGAUUCAAACAGCUUCAUCACGAAAGCCGAUGAUAAAAUACACAGCGCCGUAACGAACGGCAGCCCGAAAAUCAUCACGACGUCAACAGAGGAGCGCAUCGACACCGUCACGCCGUCUCCCUCCAUCUCCAGGCGAUCGUCCUUCGCCUCUCUCUUCAAGAGCAAAGACGCCAUCAUCAGCCCGGAAUCGCCGUCCGUGCCGGGCUCCAGCCGGCGCAAAACCACCAUAACCGGCAUACUGAAAGAGGCCGGGGACAAUCUGCGCUCGAGGAGCCGGUCGAAGAGCCGCGACAGGGACAGCCACAAGUCCGUCUCGACGGCGCCCUCGUCCACCGAGAGCAUCGACCUCAAGUCCAAGAACAAGUCCGUGUUGUCGCUGUUCAAAGGCAAGAAGGACAAGCCCAAGUCGGAGUCGGAGACGAGCUCGCAGGAGACGAUCCGCAGCGGAGACGGCCCCGCCAAGUUGGAGUUCGCCUCCAAGUCGUCGUACUACGAGAACCCUUUGGACUGCGCCACCGUGCGCAUACCGCUGCACUCGCCUACGUACUACGAGAACCGGAGCAUCUCCGAUUGGAAGACGUCCAGCCAGGACUCGCAGGAGACCGUCAUCGAGAACGUCAGUAAAAGGGCGAACGUGGCGGUGGAAGAGGUUCCGAAAGCGGAGGAAACGGGCAAGACGGUGAGGCAGAGCAGCACGAGCAGCGAAAAUAUCGUUUUCUCGACGAAAUUAGGCAACGACAACGAGGUGUUCACCACGAAGCUGCCGAAGAAGUUGCCCAGCGAUGACGCGCCGAAAGUUAUCAACGGGAUCAAAGAAGUGGUGGAGUUGCACGUGGAGGAGCCACCCGAAGAACCGCCGAAGAUACAAGAAAAAGCUGUUGCUAGUAGCGUAAAAGAAGUAGACCAAGAGCCUAUUAAAGAUAAGAGAAUAUCCCAAAUAUCUGAAAUAUCUCAAAUAUCCGUAGGCGCCGUCAGUUCGGUGAGCUCUCUCACGGAGGACCACAAUUCGUCGGAAUCGGAGAAAGACGUCGACGACAACGCCAAGGCGAAAAACGAACUGAAACUCGACCUGGACGUUACGGAAAUCGAAAGGAAGGCCAUCGUGCUGCAGCAGGACUCGUUCGAGGACGAGCUGCCCUACGUGCCGACCACACUGCCGCAGGAACGCUCCGCCGCCCUACCGAUAGUGCCCGUCAAGCAGCGAUCGACGUUCGACAUGAAGACCUGCCCGAUCGAACGGCCGCGCUCCACCACGCCCAUCAACCCCAGCUGCCUGGAGGAGUACUGCGAAGAGGUGAUGGGCAACUUCAACGUCGACAGCGUCACCAGGACGAUCGAGAAGCUGCGCAUAUCGCUGCCGCGCAACGAGUCCUUCGACAAAACGGCCAAGGUGAAGUCGCCGCGCAAGAAGGAGUUCAACGCCAACUGGUCGGAGUUCGCGGAGGGCGGCAUAGCGUCGCGAGCGACGCCCGGCGAUACGCCGACGCCGCCGCCGCCGCUGCCGCCCAAGGCCGUCCAGACGUCGUGGAUCAACUUCGAGGAUAUACCGGAGAAGCGGAAGGCGCCCAAGCGCAUCCAGACGAUACCGUCGCGCGGCUACAUCGAGGUGCCCGAGGGGGUGUUGCAGGAGAGCGUCGUCUACAGCUACGUGAAUCCGGACGAGUGCAAGUGCGAGUGCCACGAGUUGAACGCGAAGAAGCGCGAGAAGCGGCCCAAAGAGCCGGAGCCGCUCGUGCAGGAGGACGAGCUGCCGUUGCUCGACGAUGAUAAUGUUGAUGAUGAUAAGACGGCCACGGAUGGUACCGAGAGGGUUAAACUCGACGUCUCCGUGUCGGAUUGUAGAAGUAUUAUUAGUGAUUCUUCAGUGGAUUUGAGCACAAGCAUUGAUACACACGAGGCUAGUGCUAAAGAGCUCACACUAAGAACUCCAUUCACCAGUGAUUUAGGAUUAUCCAGCAAUAGGUCUAGUGUUGCGUCCCAGGACGACCACCAAUCUCCCGAAUCGCCAAAUGCCUUUCCGAAAAUAUCUUAAGAAUCGACUUAUUCCAAACAUUUUGAAUAUUUUUCAGUGUUUUUUAUUUCUAUAUAGUAAUCGUAUAAACCAAAAACUCUUCCCAACACUUUGUCAUUUAGGUCCUAAAGGAAUUAUUUACGAAGUGUUCGGUGUACCGUAGAUUGAACUGUUGGAAAGUCGGAUUUAAUUUGUCAGAAAAAGCAAUGAAAACUAAAAAAUAAGGUAAUAGGCGAGUGAAAGAUUUAUCAAUAAUUCGCCAUACUUUUGAAAAACGUUGGAUUAGAAUUUCUAUUGCUUUAAAAAAAUGGAUUAAGCGAGAAAAUCCAAAACGAAACGUAAAACACACAUUUAUUAAACAACGUUUAAAUAUCAUUUCCAAGAUGAAGUACCUAGACAAGCGCAUAACUACGAAACCAAUAAGUAUUUUAAAACUGAAAAGACUAAUAUAAUGGUGCCAUGAAACUAUACAUUAAAACGAAUUAAAUCUGACUUCGAUCUGCGCAAUAAUAAUCGAAGAAAACCGACAACAAAUAACGCCUUUGUAUAAAUGUGUCAGUAGUUAGUGGUAAAUUUUUGAUUCGAUAAAUAAGUUGUUUAUAGAGAAGUUCAACCGUACUCGACGGAAUCGCGCGCUUCGAUGGCAUCAAUCACUUUCGAAGAAUUUCAUAGAUUUUAAGUAUAAGCUAUCGAUCGAUUUGGGCGAUUUCGGCGAGCGGGCUCUCGAGCGACGGUUAAUCUUUCGUUGAAUAUAUUAGGUAUGAUUAUGGAUAAUGUUGUCUAAAUUAUCAGUCGUCAUUUUAUCAUAUAUUAUUCGUAUUUAAAGGGUUGUUCUGUGUGAUGAAGAGUUGUUCGUGCCAGUUGAAAGAGCGCAGGUUUUGUUCCUAUUGUUCCUUGCACUGCAAUCAUCAUAUCAAGUACUUUUGUAGGAGACAAUGAUCCUGAAAGCUGCCAAGUCUUAGUUUUGAAAACUAAGCAAACUAGGGUUACUUAGGUUUUAGUUAGACCUAGGAUUUUGUGGGGCACGGUACUAUAUGGAUUCAGUAUUUGCACAUCAGAGUAUAUAGGUGCUACUAAAAUACAAAUGUUUCAUUACUUGAUCAAAUUUUUUGCUAUGUUUGAAAAUAGACUUUGAUUAAGUUACGAUGGAGAAUUGAGGGCUAAAGUUU
This is a messenger RNA of Phyllotreta striolata, 4860 nucleotides long. NCBI's taxonomy places the organism in Eukaryota, Metazoa, Arthropoda, Insecta, Coleoptera, Chrysomelidae. The record is from the annotation of a GenBank genome assembly.